Molecule: messenger RNA, 2485 nt
Organism: Alosa sapidissima (American shad)
Lineage: Eukaryota; Metazoa; Chordata; Actinopteri; Clupeiformes; Clupeidae
Product: CD2-associated protein
Exons: 18
Coding region: 295-2136 (613 amino acids)
Molecular function (GO): protein binding
Source: RefSeq, a predicted model, not a curated record
UGGUGUACUAUUAGCAAAGCCAAGACAGGCGGAGACUGGGGCACAGUUCCUACAAAAUAAUCUUAAAAUCUACCAUCGUAGGCCUUCCGCAAAGGGAAUGAAAUCCGUUGAAAUUUCAUUCAUCUUUAUAUGACAUCGGAAUUACCAGUUUCAAGUAACCUAGUAGCAAAAUAUAGGGUUAGGUACAAAUACCUAGCAAGCCACUUAGAUAGCUGGCUAGUUAGUGAGAAAGCCAACGUAAAGCACGGGACAGGACAACAUCACAGACUAAGGCUGUCCUGAAUUGAAGUAGCUAUGGUCGAAGUUGUGGUGGAGUACGAGUAUGAGGCAGGACAUGAUGAUGAGCUGACACUGAGGCCUGGGGAUGUGAUAAAAAAUGUGCGCAGAGUGGAGGAAGAAGGAUGGAUGGAAGGAGAACUCAAUGGGAAGAAAGGACUCUUCCCUGACAAUUUUGUCAAGGAAAUUAAAAAAGAAUCAAAAGAAACCAAAGAGGUGAAAGAAGAAACUCAGCCUACACGACGUGGGGCUGGAAAUGUGGCCAGUCUUGUCCAGAGAAUCAGCACUUAUGGCAUUCCAGCGGGUGGCUUCCAGCCAUGUUCCCAGCCUCGUGUCUCCAAAAAGACUUCCCCGUUCUCUUCUACCCACCACACUACCGGUUUCCAACAAGAACUCAAGAAGCGGCAGUGUAAAGCUCUAUUUGACUAUCUACCUCAGAAUGAGGAUGAGCUGGAGUUAAAAGUUGGAGACGUCAUUGAGAUCACCGAAGAAGUGGAAGAAGGGUGGUGGAGUGGUGUGUUGAAUGGGAAGUCUGGUCUCUUCCCCUCUAACUUUGUGAAGGAAAUGGAGGAAAGUGAUGAUGCCGAUCCUGACAAUGGAAACACAGAAGCAGACUGCAGUAGCAAAGAUGGCAUCAGUACAAUAUCCCCUCAUUCUGGUAAUGGGACCAAAGCUCAACCCAAGAAGGUCAAAGGAGUUGGCUUUGGUGACAUCUUCAGCCAGGGCUCUGUGAAGCUUAAGGUCCGGCUGCCCUCAGAAGUAGAUGAGAAGAAAGAGAAACCAGUUCCAUCAUUACCAUCAGCUACAAAAACCACCCAUUCCAACAUGACAGAGUCCCUGAAAGUAGAUGGGGAGAGCAAAACAAAAGUGAAAGAGUACUGCAAGGCCUCCUAUGCUUACGAUGCCACAAAUCAAGAUGAGUUGGACAUUAAGGAAGGAGACAUCAUUGAGAUUCUCACCAAGGACACAGGAGAACCUGGGUGGUGGAGGGGAGAAAUAAAUGGCAGAGAAGGGGUUUUUCCUGAUAACUUUGUGGUCUUGAUUUCUGAAAUUGACAAAGAGAAACCAAAGAAGCCACCACCUCCUUUGAAAACUACAGGUGACAAGAUGGUUCAAGAUCACAAACCAUCAAAGCCUGCUGCUCCUAUGGUUCCACCUAAAAAGCCAAUCCCUCCACCUGGCAAAGGGCGCUCAGGAGCUGGACCUCCCAAACGACCUGAGAAACCUCUAGCAUCAUCUCCUGCCACUCUAACUGCUAAACAUAAUGGAGAGGUACCUUCCACAAGACCAAAGUCAGACCUGGAACCAGCACUACACACAAAACCAAAAACAUUGUCUGGUGACUGGGGGGAGAAAACUGCUGAAACAAUUGACCUCAUGAGCUUUGAUGAUGUCUCCGCAACCUCUGAGAAACUCUCUCAUCCAACUGCAAACAGACCCAAAAUGCCCGGGAGAAGACUUCCUGCACAGUUUGGAGGCCCUUCUCCAAGCAAGGAGACAAGUGACACCAGUCUAAGGGCAGAGGAGGAUGACGUCUCUCAGUGUAAUCUGACCAAGCCUUCAGACUUUGGGAAGCCACUGGUUUCAACUGCCUCAUCAGGCUUGAACAGUAAAGUCAACACUACAAUGCCAACCUCGCCUGAAACCAAAUCCAAAGCUGGGAGGGAGAAGGAGAAAGUCAUGGAACUGGAUGAGCUUCGGACUCAGAUGAAGGAGGUCCUGUUGACUGUAGAGUUACUGAAGACUCAGCAAAUGAGAGAACUUGCUGAACUGAGAAAUGAUUUGGAAGAUGAACGUUCAAAGCGAAUGGCCCUACAGAUUGAGAUAGACAAAUUGAAGAAGAUGUUGCAGUCAACAUGAAGCUGGAAAGAAAUGGCCUAUGGGAGUGCAACCCUACAAUGUCAUCAAGACCUGCCACAGAGGAGAAGAAAGAUGCCAUUCUCACACCCUUUUAUUCCCGGUUCUAUUUAACAUUAUGGUUUCAGUUUUGCACAUAAUCAUUGUAAUUGAAAUAGAGGAAAUUGUAGGGGAAACGUGUGUAUGGGGUUCUUUUGCCAAAAUAAGUUCCUGGGGCCUUACAUUACUACUGUGCUGAGAGAAUGCCUGAACAUUGCUUUGAAAUACUACUGACUCUGUAUAAAGUGAUGGGGAAAUUAUUUUCCUUGUUCCUUAUUUUUUAUUUUUAUAAGUAGUCAUUUUGAGAUAUAUA